Messenger RNA from Podospora pseudocomata, 745 nucleotides. RefSeq lists its product as uncharacterized. NCBI's taxonomy places the organism in Eukaryota, Fungi, Ascomycota, Sordariomycetes, Sordariales, Podosporaceae. The record is from RefSeq and is a predicted model, not a curated record.
CAGGCAGUGAAGUUGGUGGAAAGCAGCCAGCUGGACAAUAUAUCCACCUAUCAUCGCCGGGUAUUGGAAGUGUCUUGUUCUCCAUUGGUCUCGCCUCCUCCGUGCUGAUUCUGGAGAUUCCAACUGGAAAAAUAAUUACCCACAGUUUGUCGUUGUGAGGGUUGAGCUCCCCCCUGAAAUGGUGAUGUUUCAAUGCCAAAUGCACUGGAGAAUGUGACCCGUUCGCACUCGAUAGCUGGCAACGCCGGUGCUGAGAUAUAUCACGAUGCAGUCAUCAGUAAUUAUUGUGAAGACACAGGAAACCUUUGACAGAGCCCAACCAACGUCUUAUUUAGACGAGACGUCGGGGCGUAUAACCGCCCUAAUAGAUUACGACUUUGCCUGGAUCUCCCACCCCUCUUACGAGUUUCUUCGCUCAUUUGAGGGGCUUGGGGGUCAAUUUCGAGCGUUGAGGGAUGCCAAGCUCCAUGGGUUUCCUGCCUCCCUGCCAUCUACUAGCGAGUCAGACUCGGGAGUUGAUUGGGUUGUUGCACGGGAAUGGGAGGAGGCAUUGGAGGCUGAAGGAGUCAGGACUAUUGAGGGGACUGAUAAGGUGGCUGAUGUUGAUGCGAUCCUGUGUGCGAUUUUGCCGUGGCGUGUUACCAACGCGGAAAUUUUGGCCCGUCCGACGGAGGAAGUGAUUAUUGAAUGCAGGACUGAUAAUGAGGAGCACCUGGAUAAGUUGUUGGCCCGCCUGGGUUUUUGA